AUGAGGCACCUUGUUGGCCUCGUGUUCCUUUGCGUUCUGUUCAGCUCCGUGCGCUUUCAUGGUGGAAUACAGAUUGUCAACACUCUCAACCUCGCCGACUACGGGAGCCGGUGGAUAUCCGUUUCAGUGUUUGGCGCUGUGUACUCGUUCCUCAGCGAACGUAUUCUAUGGUGGGGCAGCGCGGACAGCAGCGGACUUGGCAUUUACGGAGCUAGGAUACCGCCGCAGUACGCUCCGAACUUGGCCGUGAUCGUGGGCUUUGGCCUCAACACCCAGACGGGCCAGAAUGUCGCCGAACUGUACACAUACUCCAACGUCACCAGCACCGUCAGCUUCGCAGUGUUCACUUUGAACACAGGCCAGUGGACCACGCCCAAUCAGGUCUCCGUUCCCGUCAGGGACUACCAAUACCUCGUCCCCGACACCGACAAUUUGAACACUCGCCGCAGCCUGUUCCUCAUCUCUCUCAAUCACAUCGUUUACAUUGAUAUUCCAACGUUCACCAUCGUUGCAGAGCUGGACCUGAGCCAGCAGUUCGUGAAUCAGUACCCAGUGACUCUUAUUGCUGGCGCCACCUACUACAAGGGCAAUUUGUUCAUCGCCAGAACGGCAUCGUUGAAUGGUAAGAAUCUGGCACAAAUUGUGGACGUUCAUGUGGAGAACGACUUCAACUUUCACUCGCUGUCGUUCAGCCACGUGGUGUACCUGGACUCCGAUUGCGAUAACAUGUUUGGCUGGGGCAACUACCUGUUCUGGCCACAGUUGCGCAAUAGCAACGGAACACUCUACGGCUGGAGCCUGCAGGAUAGGAAUCUCAUUUUCGCGUCUGUGGGCCUCGGCCCGGGCACCAUCUGGGGCAAAGCUGUCGGCGCCAACCAAAUCACAAGCAUCCAAACGAUCGACAUGAACGGACAAGACGACCCGCAAUUGUCGGUGCUGCUGGCCGGGCACAACGCCACCGGGUUCGGCAAGAUCACCUGGCUCCGCUACACGAGCUAG
Acanthamoeba castellanii str. Neff is the source of this 999-nucleotide messenger RNA. RefSeq lists its product as uncharacterized. Lineage: Eukaryota; Discosea; Longamoebia; Acanthamoebidae. The record is from RefSeq and is a predicted model, not a curated record. The transcript has 9 exons. Bases 1 to 999 code for a protein of 332 amino acids.